Molecule: messenger RNA, 1843 nt
Organism: Salvia miltiorrhiza (redroot sage)
Lineage: Eukaryota; Viridiplantae; Streptophyta; Magnoliopsida; Lamiales; Lamiaceae
Product: pentatricopeptide repeat-containing protein At3g13160, mitochondrial-like
Exons: 1
Coding region: 662-1777 (371 amino acids)
Cellular component (GO): chloroplast
Molecular function (GO): protein binding
Source: RefSeq, a predicted model, not a curated record
AAUUUAAAGACAAUUAUGAUUAUUUUAUUAAAAGAUAUUGACACGAAAAUACAUGAAUUAUUAGCUACUUUAUAAGUUGCACACGAAUUUUAAGGAUGAUAAUACAUAAUCUUUCAAUAUACUUCAUCCGUCCCUGAAAUAAGUUCAUCUUUUUUUCUUUUUAGGACGUCCCCCAAAUAAGUUUCUCUUUCUUUCUUUCCAUUUUUGGACAACUACCCCACCACUAAUAAUACUUUAUUUAUUUUUAUUUUUUACUUUUUCACCACUCCCAAUACUAAUUAUAACAUUUUUUCACAUUUUCACCACUCUCAAUACUAAUUAUAACAUAUUUUUCUCCACUAUCAAUAUACUUUAUCACUUUUUUUUAAAACACAUGCCGUCCUCAAAGAGGAAGUUAUUUUGGGGACGGAGGGAGUAUCAUGUUUUUCACAAACAAAAUAUUUCCGGCUAUUUUCUAAAUCUGAUAUAGAAAUUAUAAUUGACGUGACAAGUGUUGGUGUUAGCGUGGCGUCCCUAAAAUUUUAACUAGAGAUCAACUCAUCAAUUAUUCCUCAAAUUUAUUUCCCUAAACUUUAAUUUAGAUUUCUUCCUCGAGCCGAGGACGAGCCCCUUUCUGAAUUGGGCUGCCUCUGUGCGUAGUUGGCUGAACCCGUUUUCAUCUAUGGAGAAAGCGUCUUCCGCCUGCCGCCGUCUCCGCCAUCUCCUUCUACCUAAACGCAAGCCCGAUUCCGUCGUCGCGGUUGCCACCUCCAACACCCAAGCCAAAUUUCAAAAUGUCGUCGAGAAAUUCAAGAAAUUGUCAAACUCUGGCGGAUUCCGGGCGCAACGCGCGCCAUUCAAGGCCGCCGUCCGCCGCCUAUCGCGAGCCGGCCACUUCUCUCACGUCGAAGACAUCCUUCAACACCAAAAGCAGUACGAAAGUAUCAAAAACGAACACUUCACCGCCCGCCUUAUCCACCUCUAUGGCCAGGCCAAAAUGCUCGACCACGCCCUCCAACUGUUCGACGAAAUGCCCAAACUAAACUGCCCGCGCACCGUUUUCUCCUUCAACACCCUCCUCUCCGCCUGCUUCCCUUGCAGAAACUUCGACAAGGCGAUCGAGCUGUUCCGAGAAUUACCGGCGAAGCUGUCGAUAGAGCCCAAUGCGAUCACCUACACUUCAGCGAUGAAAGCGUUCUGCAAAACGGGAUCCUUCGACGACGCCGUUUCCUUGCUGGAUGAAAUGGCGGCGAAAGGCGUCGGCCCCGACGCCGUAACGUUCAGCUUGCUGUUGGGUGAGCUCUACCACAGCGGUAGAUAUUUGGAGGGCGAGAAUGCGUGGAAUCUGAUGAGAGAGAAGGGCGUGGAUCCGGAUGUGAGGUGUUAUAACUCGAGGGUGCAGGGGAUGGUGAGCGAGAAGAAAAUGUGGGAAGCGGUUGCAUUGGUAAGGGAGAUGGAGCAGAAGGGGCUGCGGCCCAACAGCUACACUUACAAUGUGUUGAUCAAAGGGUUCGUGGAUGAAGGCAAUGUUGAGGAGGUGAAGAAUUGGUAUGCGGCGCUGCAGGAGAGCAGCAGUGCUGCUCCCGACAUCUUCACGUACCUCCGACUUGUUCCCUUUGCGUUGGAUUGCAUCGGCGUUGAUUUGGCAUUGGAGUUGUGCAAGAAUUCUGCCGGUCUGAAGAAGAAACUUCCUGUGGCGAUGGUGAGGAGAGUGAGUGAUGAGCUGCUUAAGCACUCCAGAGUUGAGGACGCCAAACUCCUGCUCCACUUGUAUACUUUGCCACAUUCUCAACCCUGAUUAUCUUCUUUUAUUAUUAAGAGUUACACUUGUUUAAUCAGAUUCAUGGUUUGGAUUGCCAGUUUU